This is a messenger RNA of Culex pipiens pallens (northern house mosquito), 351 nucleotides long. RefSeq names its product cystatin-like protein. Lineage: Eukaryota; Metazoa; Arthropoda; Insecta; Diptera; Culicidae. The record is from RefSeq and is a predicted model, not a curated record. The annotation marks the transcript as partial. The transcript has a single exon.
ACCAAAAAAAAAAUUGCUUCUUCCCGUGCCGGAGGACAUCGCGAGGUCGAGAACCUGGACGAUCCGGUGCACCACGAGCACAUCCGGGCGGCGCUGGCCACGGACCAUGCUGGGCGUGAGUACAAACUUGUGCGGGCUACCACGCAGGUCGUGGCCGGAUCGCUGCACACGUACUACAUUCGCUUUGACGGGGAUGGCGAGGGAGAUCUGUACAAGAUUACCGCCUGGAGUCGGCCGUGGCUGAAGGAACCGACCGAGGCGCUACAGGUGACCUUCGUCGGGAAGCAUGUCGAGAAGGAGUGAGCUUUUGUGUGUGAUAUGUUUUUAUCUGUUUGUUAAAUAAAGAUUUUU